AUGGCCGACCGGUCAACCGCCUCGCUCGAUCUGACCGAGGUGCGUUCCUCCGCGCUGCUCGUCCCCCACCCGGAGAUCAGCGACGAACUGCUCUGCCUCGCCGCCAUUUACCCCGACUUGAGCGUCCGACGAAUCGACGACCGUUCGCUCGAGCUCGAACUUGGCACCUGUCUGAACCACGAUGACGACGACGCUCACGAAGGCGCCAAGCGCACAGCGCGCCGCACCCCUUUCGAACUCGUGCUUUCGAUCCCCCUGCAGAGCUACCCCGAGAUCGAACCUCCUCGCAUCCAACUCUCGUCCGUCUACCUCGGUCCUUUCCUCAUCCCUCCCGAACUGCACCACCAGAUCCAUCACUGCUUACAUCAACCCGAGCCAUCCUUGCCAGAGCCGGUAACGCGGAGAUCAGAGUUUUCCUCGGCAACUCAGGGGAAAGAUCUCAUCCAGGUCGAUUGGACACCGGGCCAAGUCGUCCUCUUUGAUGCGGUGCAGAUCAUCACUGACCAGUGUAGCGCUUGGUAUCGAGAGCGAGUCAAGGAGAUGAACGAGGCGAAGCACGAUGCCACGGCGGCAGCGGAUUCGGCGCGGGAGGUAGGGGGCAAGUAUGAGAACGCGUUGGCCUUGGAGGAUGGGAUCUCUGAAGCGGUGGGACACCUGGCGUUGGAUGAAGAAGGCGUGUCGUGGGAAUCAUCGUUCAAGAAGAAGGAACGAAGCGCCGCGGCCUCGGAGGGCAUCAAGAUUUGGUCCUCGGACCCGCUCGUCGAUAGAAAGUCGGUAGGUGCUUCAGGGCCUUGACUCGUGGUGCUUGGUCAAUUGAUGGUUGGCUGACUCGACUGCUUGUGCUAUGAUCUUCUCUGAAGGUGUUUGUGGGGCACGCGGCUAGGGUUCAUUCACAGGCCGAGGUGAGCAGUAAGAAAACCUCCUGCUCGUAUUCGGUGACGAGUCAUAGACGAGGGCUCAAGCUGACCCCGUCUUAUCAUCACCACUCGCUUGACUUUAUAAACAGGUCGACCAAGUCAUGUCGGAGCUCCUGUCCGACAAGAAGAUCGCCAAGGCAUCGUGAAUUUUCCUUUCCGUCUCGCUGCCGGAUAUAUCUUCAGCUUCCGGAGAGGGUAUCGCCAUCAUUGCUGACAAGCUCGCAACACUUCUCAUAUUUCUUUUAGACACAACAUCACCGCCUUCCGAUAUCAUGACUCGGAGACGCACGCGCUGUACCAUGACGUCGAUGACGAUGGUGAAACCGCAGCCGGGGGUCGACUAGGGCAUCUGUUGAGCCUUCUCGUAAGUCGAAAUGUCUGCGACAGGGCCGAAGCUUUAAAGGUCGUCGAUGCUGAUUCUUCUCAGCUCCAACGCCUCAUGUAGCAAGUGGAGAACAUCUUGGUUGUUGUGACGCGGUGGUACGGGGGCAUUCACUUGGGUGCCGAUCGCUUCAAAUUGAUCAACCAGGCAAGUGGCAUCGGCUUUGGUGCGCUGGAAACACAUGAGCUGACUCUGAUCGUCCUUUCGGAUCUCGGAAAUUCAAUCGGCCUCAGGCGGCCCGGGACGCUCUUCAAAUUGGUGGAUUCUUGUCUGAUGAAGCUAUCGGGAACAAGAAGAAGUCGGGGAAGAAAUGA
This is a messenger RNA of Microbotryum saponariae, 1613 nucleotides long. NCBI's taxonomy places the organism in Eukaryota, Fungi, Basidiomycota, Microbotryomycetes, Microbotryales, Microbotryaceae. The record is from the annotation of a GenBank genome assembly.